AUGGCUUUGUCUUCUCCCAAUGAUGCCACAGCUACUAAGCUAGAAGAACCGGUCGAUACUACCCACCCUCGAGAUGCGAACAGCACUGAGGGGCCAGAGACGAAUUCAACGUCCAUGCACGGAUUCAAGCUCUAUGCCAUUUUCAUAGGUAUAUGCUUCGGCGCGUUCCUGAUGUCCUUGGAUAUUUUCGUCAUCGCAACAGCCAUUCCAUCCAUCACGGCCGACUUCAAGGAUACCGCACAGCUGGCCUGGUAUCCGGCUGCGUAUUCACUCACGACAUGCGCGUUGACUCCGCUAGCAGGAAAGUUGAGCUCAAUAUUUCCCCUCCGCUGGGUCUACAUCACGUUCUUUUCCAUUUUCAUGGUUGGCAGCCUGAUCUGCGGGUUGGCUCCAAAUAGUAACGCCUUUAUUGUCGGCCGUGCAGUCGCAGGCAUCGGGGCAUCUGGUGUCGCCAGUGGUGGGUUUGUUAUUGUCCUUACUGUUGCUUCCAAGAAAUCCAAACCUCUAUUGGUGGGCAUCUGCGCCAGUUGCUUUGCGAUGGGUCUCAUCCUAGCGCCCAUUAUCGGUGGUGCCUUUACGGAGAAGGCUACAUGGCGGUGGUGUUUUUGGAUCAAUCUUCUUCCAGGUGCUCUGACGUUGCUCUCUAUGCUCUUCUUCUUCAACCCCCCAUCCAUACAGCGUGAUCAGACGGCUGUGCAGCGGAUCAAAAGCCUAGAUCUCGUUGGAUGUGCGAUAUUCGUUCCAGCGAUUUUCAUGCUGCUUCUUGCUAUGAUGUGGGGCGGCACAGAAAAAGAUUGGAACUCGGCGACAAUCAUCGGUCUUUUCGUGGGCUCGGGCGUGAUGCUCAUUCUCUUUGCUUGCUGGGAACGCUAUCAAGGUGACGGCGCUAUGAUACCGGGUAAUCUCCUCGCUAGACGGACAGUCACCUUCAGUGUACUAUUUUCGUUCUGCCAUUUCGGUUCUCUAGGUAUCGUGAACUACUACAUGCCUGAAUGGUUUCAAGCCGUACAAGGCGCCACUCCGUUGGAAAGUGGGACGCGCAUUUUACCUGCUGUUCUAUCUCAAAUAGUGGGAACGCUGACUGCUGCCUUUCUAUCGCCGAGAAUAACCUAUUACAAUCCUUGGCUUUACAUCGGACCUCUCUUCAUGUGCACUGCCGCAGCAUUAUACACCCAGUUCUCGACUUUCAACACACCAUCCAGCCACUGGAUCGGUUUCCAGGUGAUCCAGGGUCUCGGGAUCGGCAUGGCACAGCAAAUGCCCCCUCUCAUAGUUCAGCGAGCAGUUAGCGAUAAGCCGGAUCUCAUGCCCGUUGCCGUCUCUCUCAAUCUAUUCUUCCAGUACCUGGGUGCCACAGUCACACAAGUCCUUGGAGGGAUCGUGUUCCGCUCGAUCCUGAACCAAGAACUGGCCCAUCAUGCUGGUCUGAAUGCCGAACAGAUGGCUUUGUUAUCUGCCGCUGGAACUGCGUAUGUGCGGGAAACUGCCGAGCAGAAUUUCCCUAAAUUGUUGCGUGUGGUUUUGGAAGCUUACAACACGGCUAUUACUUCAACAUUCUUUGUUGCGGUUGCUACCACGGCCACAGCAUUUUUCCUGGCUUUCGGAGUUAAGUGGAUGAAAAUCCAGGAGGGAAAGAAGACUGAGUCGGAAGAGAACGGACAUGAACAGCAGUCGAAAUCUGCCAAGUCUGCUCUAUAG
Molecule: messenger RNA, 1698 nt
Organism: Penicillium soppii
Lineage: Eukaryota; Fungi; Ascomycota; Eurotiomycetes; Eurotiales; Aspergillaceae
Product: MDR family MFS transporter
Exons: 4
Coding region: 1-1698 (565 amino acids)
Biological process (GO): transmembrane transport
Molecular function (GO): transmembrane transporter activity
Source: RefSeq, a predicted model, not a curated record